GAGGACUGCUGGACGGAAGGGUAGCGAGAGGAGCAAGAUCAUGCUCUGCAUGGCAACCAAGCUGAACGCAUAGUCUGCUGUUCGGCCUUGGAAAUGCUCGGUCUCCAAGCUGUUGGACUGUUGGUAGAGCAAUAUCGUCGUGAAGAUCAAUGACAAGCCCUUGGGACCGAGGCAGAAGCAGCUCGGCAGUCGCCAGAUCUGUGCUCGACGUGUCACCCAGGGCCAGUAGAGAACGAUGGACUGGGGUCGGACGAUGGUGAGGAUGCUGCCGAGUGUCACGGCGAGCAUACUGCCCACCACCGUCCUGGUCACUGGCGGUAUCCGUCUGAGCUCGUCCAUGGUGCGCAACUGGCCGCUUGUCAAUGACGAAGCCAAGUCGAUCGACGCGACGGUGCCGACCAUGUCGUGAUCAGUUCGCUGGACUCGGAGACGGGAUGGCCAAGGUCAGGCGGUCAUCGAAGCUCAGCAAAGCACUGGCAGGGCAGCAAGUGGCUCAGGCGCGCAGAGAGGCAGAAAUUGCUCGUCGUGAGCGCGAAGAGGCUCGAGCCGAAGCUUUGAGAAGCGGCAAAAGUACUCAGAAGCUUGUUUUCGCAAAAGGCAAGGCGAAGCAGGUCUCCCAGUCUGUGCUCCCGUUCAACAAAAACGAUAGCAUCCUACUCGUCGGCGAGGCAAAUUUCUCAUUUGCGCUGUCACUUUUCGAGCAUCACCUUCCUGAAAGCGCUAGGCGCCUGGUCGCCACAUCUUUCGACUCACUAGAGACGGCACGCACCAAGUACGACGAUCUGGACGCCAAUGUAGCCAAGCUCACGGAGCGAGGUAUGACGGUCUUAUUUGACGUAGAUGCGACUCGUCUCGACAAAUGCAAAGCUCUGAAGGGCAAGCGAUUCGACAGGAUCGUCUUCAACUUUCCGCACACCGGCUCGGGAGAGAAAGACCAGGCGCGCAAUGUUCGAACCAACCAAGUCUUGCUGCUCGGCUUCUUGCGUUCUGCGGCCGAUUUCCUGACCGAAGGUGAUGCAUCUCUCAUUCUACCGAAAGAUGGCAAGCCUCAAGGCAAGAAGCGAGCUCGGACAGACGAUGAAGACGAGCUUGCAGAGCAAGCGUCGCUCGCAAGCCGGCAGCGACUCGCUAUGGCUGACAAAGAGUUGAAGCAUGCUAUUGGAACACGAGAGCUUGAUCAGGAUGAGCUUGACGACUUGCUCGAGGCCGAACAAGAUGCGCCUGAGCAUGAACAGGAAGAACACAAGAAGCCAGGCACGAUUCUGAUCACGCUGAGGAACACGCUGCCAUAUACUCUGUGGGAUGUGCCUAUGCUCGCUCGAAGAGGUCACAAGCUAGUGCCGACUGUCAUGCCCAUGCCACUCAACAGGACUGCGCACCUCCAGCCAGCUUAUGCGACCGUUCGCUCGUUCGCUUUCCAGCCCAGUCUCUACCCCGGCUAUGCCCAUCGACGAACCAUAGGCUUCCAGAAGGGUAUCAGUACACUCAACUCUGAAGAUGUCUUCUUGCCAUCGAAAUAUCGUAAGCAGGACGAUCGAGCAGACGACGCGAGGGACAGGAGCAAGCAAAACGACGUGAGGACAUGGGAGUUUGCACUUGUUGCCAGCCAACAAUGACACGAUCGACCUGCGAUGCGAUCGACGCUGGCAAUGCUCAGUCUGAAUCCUCGUCAUCCUCUUCGCCGGCUUUGUCCUCACCCCCGCUCUCGUUGGCGUAGACAGCGAGCGCUUGGCAGAUCUACCGACGUACGUCAGAUCGCACCACAAGCUGCGAGCGGCGGCUUACCUUCCCGUUAAAAUCAACACGGAGCGCUUCGCCCUUUGCUUUGAGCUCGGGCGUUGGCGAGCGUGCGACCAACGUCUUGGCGAGCGCCUCUUGAGCCUUUCCGAGCUGCGACAAGUUCAUUUUGACUAGACCGCCGACGUGCAGCUUGCCUGAUAGAUGGGGUUUGAGUGCAGCGAUUGCAUCCAAAUUCUUCGC
Molecule: messenger RNA, 1980 nt
Organism: Mixia osmundae IAM 14324
Lineage: Eukaryota; Fungi; Basidiomycota; Mixiomycetes; Mixiales; Mixiaceae
Exons: 5
Coding region: 435-1616 (393 amino acids)
Biological process (GO): rRNA base methylation
Cellular component (GO): cytoplasm
Molecular function (GO): rRNA (uridine-N3-)-methyltransferase activity
Source: RefSeq, a predicted model, not a curated record